AUGCGGGCCGGCACCGUUCUCCUGGCUCUGCUGUCGACGGCUUCGGCCGCCAGCCUCAACUUCUUUGGCGGCGACGUCACGCCUCGUGAGGACCUCGAGGUUCCCGGCAAGUCGCCGCUCGAGUUCUGCCCGUCCGACCACUCCAACGACAUCUUGACCAUCAAGAGCGUCGAUCUCUCCCCCAACCCUCCUCAGGCCGGCGUCGAGCUCGUCAUCACCGCCGUGGCGGCUGUGUCCCAGACCAUCACCAAGGGCGCCUACGUCAACCUCCAGGUCAAGUACGGCCUGAUCCGUCUCAUCAACACCACGGCCGACCUGUGUGAGCAGAUUGAGAACGUCGACCUCGAGUGCCCCAUCCAGAAGGGCCUGAUUUCCAUCACCAAGUCCGUGGACCUGCCGCGCGAGAUCCCGCCCGGCAAGUACACCGUGCUGGCCGAUGCCUACACCGUCGACGACGAGCCCAUCACGUGCCUGACGGCCACGGUCACGUUUGCCCGCGACGGCUCCGUGAGUGUGGAGCUGUAG
This is a messenger RNA of Sporothrix brasiliensis 5110, 525 nucleotides long. Its product is annotated as phosphatidylinositol/phosphatidylglycerol transfer protein. The transcript is spliced from 2 exons. Gene Ontology annotation, biological process: intracellular sterol transport. Lineage: Eukaryota; Fungi; Ascomycota; Sordariomycetes; Ophiostomatales; Ophiostomataceae. Bases 1 to 525 code for a protein of 174 amino acids. Gene Ontology annotation, molecular function: sterol binding. The record is from RefSeq and is a predicted model, not a curated record.